AUGAGUGCACAAAAUAUUACAGCCAACCAAGCAUUUGCCACGCUAGAAGAACAAUUGCAAGCACCCCUCCUUGGAGAUCAACCUGGUUUAAAACCUCAAAAACCACCUGGACAAAAGGCAAUCAGGAAAACCUUCAAGGGAACAGCCCAUUUGGCCAAUCUUCUCCCCACAGAUAGCAUCAGGGAUGAGCGAGGGAAAGUUCGGUAUGGCAUGGCGACAUUUCGUGGAUUGUGGAUUAUUGAUGGUUCAAUCACGGUUUCUCCCGAGGAUGCUCCAAAAUACAGGAUAAAGUUCAUUGAUUUUUUUCAUGCAUUCAUGUCAGUACUGGUUUUUGGUGCUGUGGCAAUGUUUGAUCAAAAUGUGAUUAACUGUUUCUAUCCAUCAAGAUCAGAAGAAGCUCAGGAGUUUCUGACUGCACUGCCUGUUUUCGUUGGUAUUGUUUGUAGUAUAAUAUUCGUUGUAUUCCCAACCAAGAGACAUGGAAUUGGCUUUCCCCUCUCUCGCGCUUGA
Molecule: messenger RNA, 510 nt
Organism: Coffea eugenioides
Lineage: Eukaryota; Viridiplantae; Streptophyta; Magnoliopsida; Gentianales; Rubiaceae
Product: protein DMP7-like
Exons: 2
Coding region: 1-510 (169 amino acids)
Biological process (GO): endomembrane system organization
Source: RefSeq, a predicted model, not a curated record